AUGUCUGCGCGACCAACAACACCAAUGUCUCCCAAGACCGCUAAGCUCAAGUCGCCAGUUCCAGGCACACCGGUCUUUGGCUGUGAGCAUGUUCAAAAACUGUUCUCCCAGUCACAGGAUGUCAUGAACUCAUCCGUGUUUCACUACAAGAUGAUACUGAAGAACAUCUUUGAGGGAACUCCAAUUGUACCUCAGACGUCUAAGAAUCCUGAUGGACAAGCGAUUACUUCCCUCACAUCCAACUACCUCUGUCUGCAGUGCUCAACCAUUGUCACCGAGGACGAUCGUCUCAAGCACGGCACAAAGAAGCAGCACCGCUUCUUAUGGGACCCCACUCUUGAGGAACUGCGUGUGCGCAAGAUGGGCACAGGAACCUUUUCAAACCGCAAGAGAAAGCAUGAUGAGAUGUUCUCCGACAGCAUCAAGGACAACCCCCUAUACAUCUCCACCAACACGACAACCGCCUCCUGCAAGGCUAAUGGCCUGCGUGGCAUAUAUAACGCUGGUGCUACUUGCUAUCAGAACGUCGUGCUGCAGAGCUUCCUUCACAACCCCAUGCUGCGGAACUUCUACCUGAGUGAUGGACACCAGAGCAACGAUUGCCAAUUGACAAACUGCCUGAGCUGUGCCAUGGACGAUAUGUUCCAGGACUUUUAUGCAGUUGAGAAUACCAACGGCUUUACAGCGGCUAGUAUCCUGUCUGGAUUCUGGAUCUCGGAGAAAAAGGCUUUCGAAAACCUUGUAACCACCAAGGAACAGGACGCGCACGAGUUCUUUCAGUUCCUAGCCGAGGAGCUACAUGAACGCAAUGGGGAUGGGAAGAAGCCGGAGACGGGUAGCGAGCAUACCUGCAACUGUAUCAUUCACCAGACAUUCUACGGCAAGCUUCAAAGCUCCACGACGUGCCAAAACUGCGGCGGUGUCACGAACGCCGUGCAAUCUUUCCUCGAUCUCAGCUUGGGACUCGAAAACCUUGCUCAUAAGAGGAAAAAGGGCGGCCAGAAAAUCCCGAGCCUGACACUUCAAGAAUGUCUGGACGAGGAGUACGUCAAGUACGACAAGUGCGAGUACCGCUGCCACAAUUGCAACGGCAUGCAGCAAGCACGAAGAAAUACCAGUAUUAAGCGUCUGCCCAACGUGCUUGCCAUUCAGCUGAAGCGCUUCGAGUACAAGCAAGGUCGCCACGACAGGGCGCCGUCAAAGAUUGACACCGUCGUCAACUUUCCACUGCAGCUCAAUAUGCUGCCAUACACGAGCCGAGGCAGAGGAACGGAAGCCAAGGAUGCGCACGAGCUGGGCAGAUCCUGCACAUACGACCUACUCAGUGUUGUCGUCCAUGUCGGCGAAAUCGACACCGGCCAUUACGUGUCCUACUGUCGAGUGGGCGACCAGUGGUUCAAGUUCAACGACCACAAGGUCGAAAUGGCGUCGAAGUCGGAUGUGCUUAGUGCCCAACCCUAUCUACUCUUCUACAUAAUCCGCUCCCUCUCGUAA
Molecule: messenger RNA, 1494 nt
Organism: Colletotrichum chrysophilum
Lineage: Eukaryota; Fungi; Ascomycota; Sordariomycetes; Glomerellales; Glomerellaceae
Exons: 6
Coding region: 1-1494 (497 amino acids)
Cellular component (GO): nucleus; cytosol
Molecular function (GO): cysteine-type endopeptidase activity; cysteine-type deubiquitinase activity
Source: RefSeq, a predicted model, not a curated record